Molecule: messenger RNA, 807 nt
Organism: Cyprinus carpio (common carp)
Lineage: Eukaryota; Metazoa; Chordata; Actinopteri; Cypriniformes; Cyprinidae
Product: adapter SH3BGRL-like
Cellular component (GO): cytoplasm
Source: RefSeq, a predicted model, not a curated record
GUUACACGAAACUGCAUUUCCACUAAAACUCCAUGAACUCAAGGAAAGUGUUCAUCAUGAUAACGCUCGCAUAUAAUGCCGAUAAAUUAAACUUCAUUUCUAGAGUGCAUACAGUCAGAACCGCUGUAAACGUAUUGCUAGAAGUUGUUUUGAGAGAGCUGCGCGUGUUUCAUCAGAAGCCCGUCUGUGAUUCUCAGCUCGGCUGUUUCUGAUGAAGCAGGAAGAGUUCGAGAGUUCGGCAGAGGCGGGGACUGAGGAGGAGAGAGCGAGAGACGGGACAAAACUCAGAUCCUCACCGAGUCUGAUCGCUGUUUCUGCUCUGUGAGACCCGAGGACAAUCUGUCAUCAUGGUGAUUAAAGUUUACAUCGCGAGCUCCUCCGGAUCGACAUCGAUCAAGAAACAGCAGCAGGAUGUCAUGAGCUUCUUAGCGGCCAAUAAGAUUGAUUUUGAGGAAUGUGACAUCGCAGCUGAUGAAGACAACAGGAAGUGGAUGCGAGAACAUGUCCCUGAGGAUUUCCGACCAGCGACAGGGAACCCUCUACCUCCUCAGAUCUUCAACGAGGACAGAUACUGUGGGAACUACGAGGCGUUCUUCUAUGCCCGAGAGGACAAUGCUGUGUACGCGUUUCUGGGCUUGACGGCGCCUCCAGGCUCAAAGGAAGCAGAAGCGCUGUCUAAGAAAACACAGAUGUAAUGAAGAGAAGCCGCACGAGCGGAGCUGAUGAACUCCUGCACUUUCUGAUGAUUGAGUUUUUCUUGUUGGUUCUUUCUUUCUUUGCACCCAUUAAAUGAUGUGAUGAGAUGAA